CUAUCAGUGUUCAGUGCCAAAUAGAAGUUCGUUGUGUUGAGACUCGCGCGUACACUUUAAAUCCUCCCUUCUUCAUUAACAAUAAAUUAUAUACAUAUAUUUAAUUAUGUACUAAAUAUCUAACUAUUCAAAAACAAAUUACUAAUUAAUCAUACCUGUGUAUAGAAGAAUUUAUUGAAAAAAAGAUAUUCCGUAAAGUUGCAGCGUGUAUAUAGCAUGUUUAAUGGAAUUAAUGUGGUUAUGUAAUUAAAGUGGUUUCGCCGUUAUAAGACACAAGGGAGAACGAAAAAAAUUUAAAAUUAAAAAAAAAUCAUCAAGUAAUAACAAGUUAUACAACCUGUACUUGAAGUAACUCAAGAAAAAGUGCGAUAUGAUUUAAAAAAAAGAGAAAUUGUGAAUAAAGAAUUAAUGUCCUGGAAGUGAUAUACGAAUGUAGAGAAGUUCCUGCUAACCGAACAAGAAAAAAAAACAAUUUUUUGAGCAUUUUUGGUGGCUAUAGCAAGUCAAUUACAUCAAUUACUUGCUCACAAAUCUCAAUUUCAAUUGAGAUUUCUCCCUAAUUCGUGAAAUAAAAAAAAAACUGUGUGUCUCGAAGGGAGGAAUCAUCUUUCCUUGGCGCGAAGAAAAGUUAAUUCAAUUUAUAAGCUUCGUGUUUCGCAAUGCAUAUUUGAGUUUACAGUAACGGAAAUUUAUUUUUCUUACGGAAAGCAAAAAAAAAAGAGUCUUAGAAAGAAAUCUGUGAAGGAAAAUCUAUAGGGAAGACGAGAUUCCUCCUCAAUGAAGUGAUUGUGGGGGUUUUGGUGAGAAGGCGAGAAAGAUUUGUGCAAGAGGGAAUUGAAUGUGAAAUGGUGUACAAGAAUACGGAGAAUUUUCUCGUUACAUAAUGUUUUGGAAUAAAAUAACAAUUUAUUGGAUUAUUAUGCCACUCUUGGAAUAUUCUUCGCCACUUUAUGGAAUUUACAAGUCGUCAAAUGCAGAAAAGUGCCAACACUGUGUCUGGUGAAAUAGUUUCCAGUGAUGAUCUCCAGCUGGUACUGCGGUUAUCGGUCAACUUUUCCAGCCACCAACCCAUGCAUUCCACUCGACCUACUGAACGGUAGAAGCUUUCGUGUGGCACGAAAGUUGAGGAAAACUUCCAACGUGCAACACUGAGGAAACGAAUAGCAUUGCAAUCGAGCAAUUUUUGGCGACAAUGAAACUCAGUGUCAGUGCAUAUCGCGCUCAUGCAUCAGCACACAAGAAGAUCCUCUCAAGCAGUUACCAGACACAGUUCAAUUACGGAAGUACAGCAGCUGCCUCCGUGUCAGCACCACCACCCACAGCUCCAGGACUUUUUGCGAUGGAGCCCACUGACAUCCAUCUAAGUGGAACAGCUGCAAUUUGUCAGGGUACAAGUAGUACACUGAGUCCUCCUGAUGCAAUCACAUCACCUGGAAUUGUGAGAACCGAGUCAAAUGCUACCUCCCGUGAAGAUGAAGAAGACUCCAGUAAUGCGGCAUCUUCGGACUGCAAAAGUCCAGGACAACGAACCAAGUCGAAUCAACGAUGGAUGAAAUUGAGAACAACUGUCCAGUUGUCAUCGGCCAUCCAGAAGAAGCCACCACUGAAGCGGGAGGACUCCUUCCUCAAGCGUUUUUCCACCCGUCAAAUACCAGAGACACAGGAGACUGUUGAGGAUACAGGCUCCGAAGGGGCAACAGGGGAGCAGGAUAAGUGUCUCAAGAGGCGAAAGAGAUACAUUCAAAAGCGGAAAAGUGUAGUCAAUCCGGAUGAGAAUUUCUACUUCCAUUGGCUGAUGGUGCUAACGUUUUGUGUCUUAUACAAUCUGUGGGCGCUCAUUGUGCGUCAGAGUUUCCCAGAACUUCAGGAUCUUGCGUCCAAUUUCUGGUUCACCUGUGAUUGCAUCAGUGACAUUGUAUUUGUACUUGACGUAGUUGUUCAAUUGAGAACAGGAUAUCUGGAGCAAGGAUUGAUGGUGUACGACGAUAAGAAAUUAGCAAAACAUUAUAUAAGAUCGCGCGAAUUUUUACUCGAUUUGGCAGCCUUAAUACCAUUAGAUCUGUUACAAAUUAGAUUCGGAACACAACCUCUUUUGCGGUUUCCACGAUUUUUCAAGGUUUAUAGGUCCAUCAAAUUUUACUACAUCGUUGAGAGUAGAACAGUUUGGCCUAAUUUGUGGCGUGUCGUCAAUUUAAUUCACAUCCUGUUAAUUUUAGCUCAUUGGUUUGGAUGUUUCUAUUUUUUACUCUCGGAAGUCGAAGGAUUUCAGGGUGAUUGGGUGUAUCCCUACCGUCCGGGAGAUUAUGCUACGCUAACAAGAAAAUAUCUGGGCAGCUUAUACUGGUCCACACUGACACUGACGACAAUUGGGGAUCUACCAACGCCGGAAACGAAUGCUGAGCCCUCGAGCUCGGCGGACGGCCCCAGAUCACUUCCGAGACGUGGCCUGAAAUCGCGUUUACUGCAAUUUGGUUCCAACAACGGGUAUAUUUUCACCAUCGUGAGCUAUCUCAUUGGAGUGUUUAUUUUUGCAACAAUUGUGGGUCAAGUGGGCAAUGUCAUAACGAAUCGCAAUGCCAAUCGAUUGGAGUUUGAACGUCUUCUCGAUGGUGCGAAAACCUACAUGCGCCACCACAAGGUUCCCGGUGGCAUGAAAAGACGUGUACUUCGAUGGUAUGACUACAGCUGGUCCAGAGGACGUAUUCAAGGCGGAGGAGACAUUAAUACAGCACUGGGUCUACUUCCUGACAAACUAAAGACAGAACUGGCGCUGCAUGUGAAUUUGAGUGUACUGAAAAAGGUCACAAUUUUUCAAGAGUGCCAGCCAGAGUUCUUGCAUGACUUGGUGCUGAAAAUGAAGGCAUACAUUUUCACUCCCGGCGAUAUGAUUUGCCGAAAGGGUGAAGUGGCAAGAGAAAUGUUCAUAAUUGCUGAUGGUAUUCUAGAGGUGCUGAGUGAGACUGGAAAAGUGCUGACGACUAUGAAAGCUGGUGACUUUUUCGGAGAGAUUGGCAUCCUGAACUUGGAUGGUCUCAAUAAGCGUACAGCAGAUGUUCGUUCUGUGGGGUAUUCUGAGCUCUUUUCAUUGUCCCGGGAAGACGUAUUGGCGGCCAUGAAGGACUAUCCAGAAGCUCAGGAGAUUCUUCAAACUCUGGGUCGAAAGCGCCUCAUGGAGGUGAGAUGUGUUAACAAGAGGCAUGCCAAAUUGCAGAGUGACAGGGAAGCUGCACAAGCUGCUGCCCAGGGAGACAGCUCUGAGAACAGUGCCUCAAAGCGGAUUGUGGAUAAAUUGCGAAGCGACGUUAAGGGUAUCAAGAAUGUUCUGAGGAAAUCGAGAACUGGCAGACGAAGCAAUGAAUCCAUAGAACUACAGCCAUUGCACACAGGAACAUCAUUUUCGGGUGGGAGUAAAGCAUCCAAGGGAAAAUUAAAGCGAAUGUCACACGUUAGGUCUGAUGAUAUAGCAAAUGAUGAUGAUCACCAGCAACCACCAGAAAAAUCACCAAGCCCCAUUGGAGCGGGUCUUCCUCUGUUGUCGCGACUUCGAUUGCUGAAGGAGAAACAAGAUCGUGAAGAACGUGCUGUGAAAGCUGCACCUCCAAUGAUUACAUCACCCCACACUCAUGUAACAUCCACUGUAUCACCACAGGAGUCAAUUCAGGAGGAACCAGAACCUGAAGUCAUUGGGGCAGGUCUCCCACUUUUGCAACGACUGAAACUUCUCAAGGCAAAAGAGGACAAAAUUUCCAAAGAGGCAUCAUCGAAGAGUCAAAUCGUAACGACACAGAGCACAAUAUCAGUUCCUGCAACAACAUCUUGUAUCCUCUCAAGUGCGCCUAGUAUUAAGCAAACCUCCACUGUCCUGACUCCAAGUACAUGUCUCGCUAAUCCGUCCCCACUGCCAAAACCCACCCUCAAGGUCUCCUUCAGGGAUCGUAUAAAGGCCAUCCAGGGUGCAUCAUCGGCACCCAGUGAACCAAAAAUACCCGAAAAGGACGAAGCUCAUGCUCAACCAACGACGGAAUCAUCCAGCGACAGUAUGAAGCAGCAAUUGUUGCCAUCGGCCGCAUCAAUUAUCAUCACAAAGAUAUCAAAACCGUCCACGAGUAUCUCUCUCAAGGAGAAAAUCAAGUCCUCUUUGGGUGGGGCACCCAAGGAGGAGCCUCUCAAACCCUGGUCCAAACUCAAGCUGGCCACUGUAGUGAGUUCUGGUGGGAGUUACACGAGUCUCAAUAAUAGCUUUACAGAAGAGUCCCCUACGGCAUCUGUGCCCAAAACAACGGGAUCAGACUCACGACCUAUCUCCACUACGUCAAUAGCUCCAAUAAGGCCUACCGAUUGGAAGUUGCCUAAGAGAAAGGGAUCCAAGAGCAAAGAUCAUCGAGCAAGUGUUAGCGAUAGUGAGCAAUCGAUAUCAUCUCAAAUGAAAGCAAAAUCCAUCAAGCUUCAAAGGAAACCUAAGAACUACAGAUCAGUCGAUGAUCUAUCGCCUGAGUACAGUGGUUUACCAUUCGUGAAGAAAUUGAAGAUUCUCAAUGAACGGCAGAAGUUGGCGGAGUUGGAACACGUCAUCCAAACAAGAAGCUUCAGCCUCGACUGUCCCGAAGCUGCUGUGACUCCUGUGGAAGAACCACUAACGCGAAGUCACAGUGAAGCAUCAGGCAUGGCUCGAGGAAGGCCCGUUAAAGUUUGUGCCCCAUCGAGUGUGCCUAUUCAUGAGAUGGACUACUUGCAGCAACCCUUGUCACCAGAAUCCAAUGAGACCUUAGAACGCCGACAUCUGAAGAGCAUCCUGAAGCGUAUGACGGAGGAUGGAAAGUCGAAAGAGUCAGUUGAGCCGAUGUUGGGUCAACUGGCAGACGAGGAGGGUGUUAUAAGGGCACCAACGAUGGAAGGGUACGUGGCAAGACACAGCAAAUUUAUGAAGAGCGUAACCUUCAAUAACACUCUUUCCAGUCCGCCACACAGUGCUAAUUCACUGAUUGAGGCGACAUCAGAUGAACAAAUCCCCCCACAACCCAGUACUCCUUCCAGCGCACAAGUUCCCGAUACCCAAUUCCCACAACCUCCUUCUGUAUCACUACCCCUCACCUUAACCACAACUACCAUUACCAAGAGUCCCACGGCGCCCACGAAGGAGGACACACAUGAGACCUCCAGCAAUGGGCGUAUCAUCAAGGAGGAGGGCGAGGAGCCUCCUGAUCAUGGAAGGCUCAUAUCCGCUGACUCCCCAUUCAAUUUGUCGAAGCAGAGGAAGUUCUUCAAAGGAUCACUUGAGGAUCAGGAAUACUUUGGCGAAGUGCUACUUGGCGUUCGUCAAGUAAUCCAGAAUCACUUGCGUGAGGUACAGGGAAAGUUUCAGGAUAAGUUCUUCUCGAUGGAAGCUGAGAUACAGAAACGCGAUGAUAUCAUCUCUCAGCUACAGAAUCGCAUAGCUGAACUGGAACGACAUGGUGAUGGGGAACUCGCAAUGACACCAAUCGGUGAGGUGGAUCGCGAAGCGGGUUCCUCAGGUUCGGGUAGCUCUGCUUCAAGCAUAGAGCUCCCGUUCAUGGUGAGUAAUCGUGGUGACUCCUUGGAUACGAUAUUCGCGUCAUCGCCACCAUCGGAACCGGAUCGAAGACCAAAGUGUCGGAUGAGGAAGCGCAAUUCACCAAAGCAUCGCAGUGAACGCACAAACAAUCGAUCGUGGGAAGAGAGUAGCGAUCAGGAGAGUAUAGAAAUGCAAGAAUUGCCGCGAUCACUUAGUCCAUAUCGAGAGGAGGUGCUAGUUCAGGACAUCACGGGGAAUCUCAAGAGAAUCAGUGCUGACAGUGUGAUCCUCAACAUUGAAGACAGUUCAGCUAGCUAUAGCUCAAGCGAAUCUCAAGUAGAUGGUCCAGAUGAUGAAGAUGAUGAAACACGCGAUGAUGAACUUCACUGCGACGACUGGGAGAUUAGGAUGCUAGCGGCAGAGAUGGACCGUCGAGAACAGUCUGAAUCGACUCUGUCAGUGGUGGCCGAGGCGUCAGGAAGUCAUGAGGAGGAAAAUAUAGUUCGGAGAAGACGGAAACGAAGCGAUACGGAUACGGAACAGAGUGAACAUGAACCAGAGGUUGUGACCAGUAGACCGAGAGCGGGUAGCCUAGAUCAUCACAAUCUGAGACGAGCAGGAUUCGGUAGCCGUCCCAAAAGCGUCUUCAAAGCAAUGAGUUUUGAUCGUGACAAAGACAGACUCUGAGAAUUAACAUGCGAAAUCUGCAUGUACGUGUGCAUCGACUAGAGUUGAUCACAAAAAGGACAUUUCAAAUGAUAUUUUUUAGCAAUUAGUUCCGUGAAUUAAGAAAAAAAAAAGGAUUACAAUUUAAUAUUUAAUUCGACCAGCAUUGUGAUUUAAUAAAAAAAAAACUUUAGUGUAUUAAAGGAAAAAGUAAAGAAAAGAUGAAGAUUAAAAAGCAACAAAUAGACCCCUUUUUAUUCUUAUUGAUAAAUUCCUUCCAUUUCAGAUCGUUGAUUAUAGAAGUGAAAAAGAAUUAUAAGAUAAAAAAUAAAUAAAAAAAAGUAAAUAAAAAUGACUCAAGUAUUGGAAUAAAUUAGGAAAAGAAAUACAAUUCAGGCUUACUCGAAAGUUGAGUAAUUAAUUUCUUUAAUUGCAAUAAUUUAACUACGUUUACUGACAAAGAAAAAAAAAGAAUUGAUAAGAAUAAAAAUUUUAGGAGAAAGAAAAACAUAAAAUAUUUAUUGAAUAAAAAUGAUAAAUGGUAUUUAAAAAAAAAUCUGUAAACAAUAAUUUUGUAGGAAAAAAACAUGAAAUACCAAAAAAAAAAAAAGAAAACCAAUUUUCUGUGAUAUGCGCGAAUGCGAUGUGUGGGCGAGAAAAAUAUGAACGGAAAAAUUAUUUAAAAGAAAAAAUACACACUAAAACAAGUAAUAAGAAAAAGAAAAGUAUUAAAACAUAGAAUUAACAUAUCAAGGUGACAUGAAAACGUUGAUUUAAUAAUUCUUCAAAGUAGAAAGUUUCUGGCAACAAUUGAUUUUUUUAUGUUUUUGAAAUCACAAAACAACACACAAACACACGAAUGGCAGGAUAUGGAAUUGUUGGUGAAUUUUCUUUGCUCACAGACCACAAAAAGUGCCAAAAUAUGGAUCAAAUUUCCCUUAUGUAGAAUUGUUUCACUAAACACCUUCCCUCACCAAAAACGAAAAUAUCUAGAAACUUUUGCUCAGUAACUCAAAAACUUGCAUGUUCCUUCUACGUAUAAUUAGCAGAUCUACAGUUCUGUGCAAAAUAAAAUGUUAAUCACUUCAAAACCACAAGAUAAAUAGAAAUAUGUUCAGGAAGUUAUAAUAACUUUGAUUUCAUUUAGUUGUUUACUAUCUAUUGAACUCAUUGAACACCUUUUUUUAAAUUAAAAUACAUUUUAGAUUUUUAAUAAACAGAUAAUAAUUAGAUUUUUAAGAACAUAAUAGUAGUUCUUGAUUAAUCCUAUAGCCCUAAUUGAAUUUUAAAGUGCUCCACCUCUCAAUAUUACUAAGGUAACUGUACCAAAUUUCGGACAGCUUACAAUUUCGACCAGUUCUUUUGUUCUUCAAAUUUCCAUAAUUUUGUAGUUUUUGCAUAUUCUAAAGAUUAUACAAUGCAAAAACAAACAAAAAAUCGUAUCGACGAACGAGAUGAUGUAAGAAAAGACUUUGUAAAAACUCCAGAAAGAUAGGAAACUAUGAGGAUCAAGCUGGCCUAAAUAUUACCCAAAACAAUGUCUUAUUCUUAUUAAUUUUAAAAUUCAUUGAAAAGAUUUUAAUGAAAACAAAGCAAGGUUCCAAGCAACACCCUUGGAAAAGAAGUAAUAAAAAAACAAUUUGCAUUGAAAAUAUUACAUUUAAAACUUAAGACUUUGGCGCUUGCAUGUAACUAUGCCGAAAUUUGGUACACUUACCCUAAUGGUUUUACAAAUGCUCAAUUAUUAUUGUUUAGUAAAAUCUGGUCAAGAGGUUUAUUAUUUUAGUAAACGAAAAUCCGAGGUGAAAAUCUGAUUGAAAAAAAUCUAACUAUAAUCUAAUUCAGAUCGGAGUUAUUCGAAUGGCAUCUUGACGGUUUCAAUAAUCUGUCAAGUUUUUGUUUUUUAAAUGGAUUAUAAAAACUAAAACUUCUCUAAUGUCUUUUUUUAUUAUUCCUUCCUUAAAAUUGUUAUUCUAAUCCUGAAAAAAAUUUAAAAAGAAA
Molecule: messenger RNA, 8200 nt
Organism: Phlebotomus papatasi
Lineage: Eukaryota; Metazoa; Arthropoda; Insecta; Diptera; Psychodidae
Gene: Cngl
Exons: 18
Coding region: 1193-6220 (1675 amino acids)
Biological process (GO): transmembrane transport; monoatomic ion transport
Cellular component (GO): membrane
Molecular function (GO): monoatomic ion channel activity; protein-containing complex binding
Source: RefSeq, a predicted model, not a curated record